CAAUAAUUGUAAACAAAGCGCGGCUGUUAGAAAUAUUGGGACAUACCAAAUUACCUGCAGUAUACAUGUUUAAUUGGAAUUGCAUGUCAUCACAUAGCUAAUUCUAAAUUAAAGAUGAAAUGCGUAAUACCUGGUACACACAUGAAAGUCUUUGGGCGAGCUGUUCACUCUCUGUCUAAAAUAGGGGAAGAGUUGUACAUCGAAGCAUUAGAGCAUGGGCUUGCCCUGAGAACAGUGAACUCUUCAAGGUCUGCAUACGCCUGCUUUCUGUUUACCCCGACAUUUUUCCAACACUACGAUGAUGGAUGUGGUGACGCAUCUUCACAGGACAGGGAUGACACUCUACGGUGUAAAAUAGCCAUGAAGUCAAUAUUGACUGUGUUUCGCUCUCUGGCAACCAUAGAGAAGACAGUUGAGCGAUGCAAGAUACGGCUCAAUAUGAAGGACUCCAGACUGGUGUUUCAACUGUACUGCAGACAUGGUAUUGUGAAAACCCACAACUUGGCAUUCAUUGAGUGUGAAACUCUGCAAGCGGUCUUUGCAAAGGAUAUGUGCCCAAACUCUCUUACAGCUGCAUCCAAGCUCCUUUGUGAUGCUGUGAUGAAUUUUCAGAACACACAGGAGGAGAUCACCCUUAUUGUCAGUCCACAAAAAAUUGUGCUAAAAAAUUAUGUAGAAGAUGAACCAGACCCCAACAAGGUGAUGCACACAAACCUGAGCCUGGAACCAGAGGAGUUUGACAACUGCCAGGUGGGGGUGGACACAGAGGUGACAUUCUGCUUGAAGGAACUCAGGGCAAUUCUGGCCUUCUCAGAAGUAACCACCUUACCUUUGACUCUGACCUUUGAGACAGCAGGCAGACCGAUCGUGUUCACAAUUGAUAGUGACAGCACGUUUGAAGGCAACUUUGUACUUGCUACACUGGCAGACCAGCAGACACAAAGUCAGGCUGCAACACAUGCCAGGACGGCCACACAAAAAAGGCCAGCAGGUAGAGUCGAUACCUCAAAAGCAGCCAAGACAACACAUAACAGAGCAGGGCCUUCAAACACGGACUUGAACCACACCAGGUCUUCUGAACAGACCAAGCGCUCAGAGCAGCUUGCCUCUGCCUAUGAGAUGCUGAACGAUGACACGGACUUUGAUGAGAUGAUACAGAAUGACACGACCCUGCUGGACCAGCCCUCUGUGGAGGCCCUGAGAAUGGCGCCCAGUGUCUGUGAGGAGCGGACCAUGUGCACCAGCGUGAAGCCAGGGUCCAGUGCCCUUGGGGACAACAUGACUGUGGUAUCCCGGGACAACUCUCCCAUUGUGCAGAGCUCUAACAAAAGCGAAGAGAGUCCAGUCAUUCCUGUACCUUUGAUGAAUCUGAGAGUGACACUUGGAGAUGACACAUUGGGGGAGGAUCCAGACGAGGAGGAAGAAGAGGCCAUCCCAGGCACACCUCCAGCAAAACGAUUCCGUUCGCUGUUCUUUGGCAGCUCCCAGGUUAGUCAGACCCAGACGUCUCAGCCAAGUUGUGCUGCCUCCAAGGUAUUGGCAGAGGACACAGAUGAUGAAGACUGACACAUGUUAACUGAGGGCAUACCUGCCUACUUUACACUGGAGUGAAUGGCUCAAAAUUCAUUGAGAUUUAUGAGAAGCAAACUCAGUGUUAUCAGAUUUUAUCUACGGCAAGGAAACUCUUAUUUAAAGUUUUCAAUCAAUUAUGAUAAUUGUUUUUCUUUAGGACCUAUGGGAAAAUGGCCCUUACUUGCCUUGUUGCAUAAUGAUCAAAUUCAAACAUAGCAUCAUAUACAGUAAGCUUGAAAAUCAUUUGACUCCUCUGAUACAACUGUUUAUGAAUUAUUAUAAGUUUGAAAAUCAGAUUCAAUAUCAUUAUUGAUAAUGCUUGCAAUCUUAAUAAAUUUUACUAGAUUAUAUUUAAUUUAUAUUUUUUUUAUUUACAUUAUAAUUAUAUUUAAUGAAAUUAGAAAACCAUGAAAACACCUACAUGAUGUGAAUACUUUUGAGUAAGUAUUUCAUGUUUUGUUGAAGUUUAAUGUUAUGUUAUUGCUUGAAGAUGAAUGCAAUAUUGUAAUGUAUUGUUGAACAUGUAAUGCCAUGUAAUUUCUUUUUUAUGAUGUUAUUUGCAUUUAUUUAUUGUUACAUAUUUGUUUUAAUAAAAUUAUCUCUUGCA
Dreissena polymorpha is the source of this 2179-nucleotide messenger RNA. Its product is annotated as cell cycle checkpoint control protein RAD9A-like. The transcript is spliced from 13 exons. NCBI's taxonomy places the organism in Eukaryota, Metazoa, Mollusca, Bivalvia, Myida, Dreissenidae. Gene Ontology annotation, biological process: DNA replication checkpoint signaling; cellular response to ionizing radiation; mitotic intra-S DNA damage checkpoint signaling. The record is from RefSeq and is a predicted model, not a curated record. Bases 115 to 1566 code for a protein of 483 amino acids. Gene Ontology annotation, cellular component: checkpoint clamp complex.